This is a messenger RNA of Neurospora tetrasperma FGSC 2508, 1064 nucleotides long. RefSeq lists its product as uncharacterized. Gene Ontology annotation, cellular component: cytoplasm; nucleus. The record is from RefSeq and is a predicted model, not a curated record. NCBI's taxonomy places the organism in Eukaryota, Fungi, Ascomycota, Sordariomycetes, Sordariales, Sordariaceae. Bases 1 to 918 code for a protein of 305 amino acids. The transcript has 2 exons.
AUGAUGGGUGGACACCAUGACCUGGAUGCGCACGAGCAGCCGUCGGAUGAGCUGCGGCUCAAGUGGAAGUCGUUCGCCAAAGUCGACCAGAAAAUCGUCAUGAACAGCCCCGAGAUCGAUGACUUGCGCAGUCCCGGAAAAGCCCCCGAGUUUGUCCAAAAGACGCUCCUGCGCAACAUCAUCCACCGCGAUCUUAACCAACCCCAUCACCAGACCAACAUGCAUCUCCAUUUCAAGCUCCCCUACCCACCCGUGGAUCCCGAAACAGGCCUUCAGGAAUCCUUCUUCUCCUACCCUCCAGAUUCCGAGACUUGUUUUGAGCCAAAGGACCCUUCUGUACACAAGCCUCUCACUUUUCAGCAAGUCUUCAACCGCAAGCUACACUGGGUCACCCUGGGUGGACAGUAUGACUGGACGAAUCGCGUUUACCCGGGCGAGCUGCCCCCCGAGUUUCCCAAAGACAUUGCCGGCCUUUUGGAGACCCUCUUUCCUGAGACUCUGGCCCAAGCGGCCAUUGUAAACUUCUACACCCCCGGCGAUACCAUGAUGAUGCACCGCGAUGUGUCAGAAGAGACCGACAAAGGCCUGAUCAGCUUGAGUAUAGGCUGUGAUUCGCUCUUCAUGAUUUGCCCCGAGGACUGGGGCAAGGUGUCGGAAGAGGAAAAGCAAAAGGGAUCCGCAGAAAGUGAAAGUGGCAAGAGCGACAAGAAGUUCUUGCUGCUAAGGCUACGGUCCGGCGAUAUCAUUUACAUGACCAAGGAGUCCAGGUUUGCCUGGCAUGGUGUGCCCAAAAUCUUCAAGGGCACCUGUCCCGAGUGGCUGGAGGAUUGGCCCGCGGAAGAUGGAAAGUAUGAGGCUUGGAGGGGCUGGAUGAAGAACAAGCGCAUCAAUAUCAAUGUUAGGCAGAUGAGGGACUGAGCCGAAUAACGCCACUAUCUUCAGCCACGGGCAUGUUCAGUCAACAGAAUGCCAAGUGGACAAAGGCUGUCAUAGAGCCAUGGCCGUCACCAUCCCAUUGUAAAUUGUCUGUGUCUCGUUCUCCAGGACACAGUUGUUUCUCCCUU